Xenopus tropicalis (tropical clawed frog) is the source of this 586-nucleotide messenger RNA. RefSeq names its product sprT-like domain-containing protein Spartan. Gene Ontology annotation, molecular function: single-stranded DNA binding; metalloendopeptidase activity. The transcript has 3 exons. Gene Ontology annotation, biological process: DNA damage response. The record is from RefSeq and is a predicted model, not a curated record. NCBI's taxonomy places the organism in Eukaryota, Metazoa, Chordata, Amphibia, Anura, Pipidae. Bases 17 to 565 code for a protein of 182 amino acids.
GCGAUCAGCAGCGAUCAUGAGUGAAGGGAGCCAUCCUACUCUUUACAUAAUUUUAGACAAUCCUGAUAUUUCUUAUUUUUAUCUUGAAGAAGAAAAUGACAUAAGUUCCCCUCCAACUGACCAGCUUACAUACAGUGGUCUUUCUAUUGUUGAUCCAAUUUGGGAAACUAUAGACCCAAAUCCAAACCUCCAGACCCUGUAUAAUGACUUCAAUGAGCGCAUAUUUUCUGGUAUGUUGCCUGAGAUUGAAGUCAAAUGGAGCAACAGAAUGACUCGAGCGACUGGAGCUUGCUAUCCAUUUUUCGAUGAGGAAGGGAAUUGCGUACAAUGCAGAAUAUACCUGAGCAAGCCUAUACUUGAGUUGCGGCCUAGAAGGGAUACAGUGGAAACUCUCCUUCAUGAGAUGAUUCACGCCUUCCAGUGCUUCCGAAAAACAAAAGAUGAAGGUGAUGAUCAUGGGCCAAAUUUCCAGAAUUUUGUGGAAAUCCUUAAUGAUUCUCUUGGCACAAAUAUAACAGUAAGUGCAUCAUUAGAAGUGUAUGUGUGUGUACAGCAGCCCUCUUAAUUAUAUAUUUAUGGUAAUAUU